This is a messenger RNA of Penicillium chermesinum, 3216 nucleotides long. Its product is annotated as ankyrin repeat protein. Gene Ontology annotation, cellular component: nucleus; membrane. Bases 1 to 3216 code for a protein of 1071 amino acids. The transcript has 3 exons. NCBI's taxonomy places the organism in Eukaryota, Fungi, Ascomycota, Eurotiomycetes, Eurotiales, Aspergillaceae. The record is from RefSeq and is a predicted model, not a curated record. Gene Ontology annotation, molecular function: protein binding; metal ion transmembrane transporter activity; transcription cis-regulatory region binding. Gene Ontology annotation, biological process: transmembrane transport; metal ion transport; positive regulation of transcription by RNA polymerase II.
AUGCCACGCUCCCGCACCCGCUCUAUCGGGAGCGAAGGCCACGAGCGCCUGGAGCCCCAGUUCCUCCGCGCCGCCGAACAAGACGACCCAAGAGCUCUGGCCAAAAUCAUCGCCCUCGCCCACGAAUAUGGCCAGUUCAGCGACAACUUUCUCCGCGUGGGCCUCAUGCGCAGUGCCGAGCGCGGCAACGUCCCGGCCACCGAAUAUCUGCUCCACGCCGGCGCAAAGACGGACGUCGCGAGCAGCCGCCUCUCGCCGCUGCUCCGUGCUGUCGAACGCGACCAUUACCAGAUCGUGCGGCUGCUCCUGGAUGCGGGUGCAAGCCCCGACUCAACCGACAAGGAGGGCCGGACGGCGCUGAUGACGGCUGCGUGGAAGAACCACGCGGAUGUGCUGCAGCUGCUGAUCAUGCGGGGCGCGAAUAUUGUGGAGUUGCUGCUGCGGACGGAGUGCGAGGUCGACGCGACGGACGAGCUGGGGCGGACCCCGCUGCACUGGGCGUGCGCGACGGGGAACCGCCGGCUGGUGGAGCUGCUGCUUUGCAGGGCGGAUGGGAAGAAGGCGGAUAUCGAUGCGGCGGAGCAGCGGGGGAAGACGGCGCUGCAUAUUGCAGUGAUCCAUGGACGGGUGGAGAUCGUGCAGUUGCUGAUUGCGCAUCAGGCGGCGGUGAAUGCGUGCUCGGAUGGGGCGUGGACGCCGCUUCAUAAUGCGUGCGAUAAUGGGAAUAAGGCCAUUGUGCAGAUUCUGUUGCGCGAGGGCGCGCAUAUCAAUAGUCAGUUGUUGAAUGGUGUGACGCCGUUGCAUCUGUGUGCGCAGGGGGGUCAUGUCGAGGUUGUCGCGUUGUUGCUGGAGCGGCCGGAUUUGAAGAGGAGGGUGAGGGAUAACUUUGGGUCAACGCCUUUCCUGCGCGCGAGCCAGUUCAAGCAAAAGGAGGUGAUCAAGUUGCUUGCGCCGUCGAAUAAUGUGGAUGCGCUACCGGACGAUGUCAAGGAUGCUUGUAAGGCAUUUGAUGCGACGGUGAUCUCGUUCGGAAACUUCAAGAAUGAGAACAAGGUCGAGCGCACGUCGGUGUUUAACCUGCUCUAUGGGAAGGACCCGCAGAAUCCGCAUAAGCAGGCUUUCUCGACGCAGCCGGAUCAGGACCGGGCGACGGAUUUUCGCUGGAUUCAUCUUCCUGCAAAUAACAUGUCGUGGGUUGAGUCCCUGAUCACGAAGAGCUUCAUUGAAGAAGGAGCCCACGACGUCGAAGGAUUCAAGGGGUUGGAAAAGUCGUUCAAUUAUCAACAUCGGGGAAAGAAGGUCCACUCCAAUUUCAUGAGACCGUUGUGCCAGAGUACGCCGCGUCUCAUGAAGGCAAAAGAGGAGAAACCGACGGAUGAUUAUGCCUCGGAAACGGGGCAGUCCACGGCAGAUGGGAGCUCGAGUCGCAAGCACAAGGGGUCUAUCGAUGACGGCUCGAAGAAGCACAAGAACAAGAAUAAUCCAAAGCAAGGGAAAUCUGGAAGCAAUCCCGGGACACCCAAGUCUGAAACAAAGAGCAAAUCGCCAUGGGGCUUCAGCGAUAGAUCUCGAUCGUCUCUUCCGUCAACGACACUCUGUAAGGAGCCUCCAGGCCUGGUCUCAGCAUGUAAUGUCUGUAUGUACAUGCCAUAUCUGCAUUUCGAGACCAUCGAGCGCAGACAGAUGAUGGAGGAAGCCAUUCGACGAGCAGAAACUCUCAGCUUUCAGCCACAAGGCAUCAAGAGGACGCGAACCCGUGACGAAAUGCUGAUAGAAGCACAUCUGUCCACGUCAACGACCUCGCUGCACGUUCGUCGGACGUUGGAUCAAUUUGCGUAUCCCAACAUCGAUACCGCGAGUCGAGACAAGGACCAGGUCGUGUACAGAUACCAGACGAAAGGUCCGGGCCGCGAGGAGGCGGGAAGCCCGAAGAUCUUUAUGGUUGACCAGCUCUGGAUGUGGGUGCUAGGGACGAAUCUGAUCAUUACUAGCUUCCCUAUGCGUUGGGACCAACCCAAGAAUGACCCGCUCAACGUGCUUGACGGGAUCAUUGAGGACAUCAAUUCCAAAACUCGAGACCCCGUGCAAUCGGUCUAUGAUCUAGCGAUCAUCAUCACCAAUCGAUGCUCGGGCGUUUUUGACCGUCACCGUCUGGGCGACGACCAGUACCAGUUUCUUGACAUGUUUGAAAGCAGCAUCGGUAUAGCCACCGAUCGAGAGACAAUUCUAUUCAAUCGCUUCAACAGGGCGUCUGCGCAAGCAUCGAAGUGGCUGAAAACACAUCGCAAGCUCAACCGUUCUUCCCGCAUUUAUCGUGCGCGGAGUGGCUCCUCAGAUGAGAAUUCUGAUGACGACGAGCGCGUCCACCAUGAUGGCUCGCCUUUGUUUGUGGAUGACCUCCUGGAUAUUGGUAAAGAGACCGAUCUACUUUCCGAGGCCAAGGAUAUCCGGGAUGAGCUUAACAUGAUAAACACCGUUCUGGAACACCAGAGAAAUGUCCUGCGAGACCUUGAAGAGGUCAUUUGCGAUAUCUAUUACGGCCAACAUCGCUCGCAGCACGAGGUCAAAAAGCGCUUCAAGGAUCAACAACGCAUGAUCGAUAUGCACAUCAAAGAUAUUGAGCGCAUGGAUAAACAAACAGCCCGUAUCUACGACUCCAUCACUGACCUCCUUGACCUCAAACAGAAACACGCCAAUGUCUACGAGGCUCGCUUCGCCCGCGACCAAGCCGCCGGAACCAAUCGCCAAGGCAAGAUUAUCAUGGUGUUCACCAUCGUCACGAUCAUCUUCCUGCCCCUAUCCUUCAUUGCCUCCGUCUUCACCAUCAACAUGAAGGAAUUCUCAGACCUGGAUCUUCCGUACGUGGCCAAAUACACGUUCGGAAUUGGAUUCGCCAUCUCAAUCCCGCUUAUCCUCGUCGCCCUCUCCGUCGAUGAUAUCGGCGACUUCUUCAACUACAGCCGGAGCUGGCUCUCGGGCAAAAGAAAACGAACGAACGUCCCGGAUAGCAAAGACGACUACCAGGAUCUCGAGUUCAAGAAGAACAUUAGUGUCGCCAGGUCGCGCAGAAGUGGGGACGGCUAUGGGCCUGGUCUGUUUCCCACGUCGACGCGCGGCACGGGGUCGUCGCCGCGACCGGAGAUUUAUGUAAAUGGGCGCGCGAAUGCGCUCAGGAAAAGUUUUGAAGUUUCUCAGAGUUUGGACUAUAGGCGUUGA